Anopheles gambiae (African malaria mosquito) is the source of this 2275-nucleotide messenger RNA. Its product is annotated as beta-1,4-glucuronyltransferase 1-like. NCBI's taxonomy places the organism in Eukaryota, Metazoa, Arthropoda, Insecta, Diptera, Culicidae. The transcript has 3 exons. Bases 1 to 1314 code for a protein of 437 amino acids. The record is from RefSeq and is a predicted model, not a curated record.
AUGAUUGCACGCCGCUCGGCAGUACUCCGGACGGUGCUGCUACUGGUGAUCUUGUCCUUUGUGCUGUUCUAUCUACUCGGAUACUACUACCUUCCGGCGGACGGCAAUCGGAACUACGCACGCAACCAGUACCUGUUGGAGGGAGCCUCCCACGAAGCGCUGCUGCGCCGUCUCAAAACGAUUCUGAACUGCAACACCCCGUCGAAUGGAUUCCAGCUCGAGACGCACGGCGAUCACUACCUUCUGCGUAACUUCUACGCUCCAGAGCGGAUUGUUCACUGCUAUGAAACCAUAACCUACACCACGCAUGGUGACUACACCUUCCUGGAGAAUGUGGUCCCGUUGCUGGAACGUUGGCUGGCACCGGUCAGUAUCGCACUGUACGCGCCGGGAGUCGACCUUGACCGAUCGGUAGCUCUGAUCCAAUAUCUGUUGGAGUGUCACGAGCAGAGAGCGCUGGUGCGUGACUUCGUGAGCUUUCAUCUUUACUUUGAGUUUGAGCAUCUUCCCACGCGGCCAGUAUCGUACUACAGGGAGUUGCUAUCCGUCCCUCUCGUGGAUUGCACUAAUGCGACGAACGCCUGGAAUUCACUGCUCCGCAACGUUAAAACCUCAAUACCUACCUUCCGGGCAGCCAACAACCUAACCUACCCUGUGAACGUGGGUCGUAACAUUGCGCGCAGUGCGGCCGGAACACACUUUGUACUUGCGAGCGACAUCGAACUCUACCCAAAUCCCAACUUUAUCCCGAUGUUCCUGCGCAUGAUCGCGCACCCCUUCUACCAGUACACACUGCACAGCCCCUCCGUUUACGUAUUGCCAGUGUUUGAGGUCGCAGAAGACGUCCCUGUACCGGUGGAUAAGGCCCACCUGCUCGAGGAUCUCCAAAGCGGUGAUGCGAUAAAGUUUCACGAGAAGAUAUGCUCCAACUGUCACACGGUUCCGGGCUACGUAGAAUGGCUAGCGGUAGUGAAGGAUGACUACACAAUGGACAUACAUGUGACGGCACGACGGGAAGGUGCGUACGCAUCCUGGGAACCGAUCUACGUCGGCACAAAGCACGAGCCAGAGUACGACGAGCGGUUAAGCUGGGAAGGCAAGGCGGAUAAGAUGACACAGGGCUUCAUUAUGUGCAUUCUAGGUUACGACUUUCACGUUCUGGAUAAUGGAUUUCUUGUUCAUCGGCCCGGAAUUAAAACGAUCGCGCAAGCGAACCGACCGCAUCAGCAAGCAAAACAGCGGGCGUUUAUACAAAAAACGAUUGCACGGGAGAUAUCUACCCUAUAUGGUGAUCGUGAAGGAUGCAAGAUAUAAUCCGGAGGACCUCUUCAUUCUCCCUUUUUCUCGGUACUUCCCAUAUUCUAGUCAAUUUCAGAUGGAAAACCUUCCCCCGCGUGUAUUCUCUUGGUGAUCGCGAGCUUUAUUCAUACUGCUGCUGCGAUCGUGAGGUGUCAACUACAUCCUUCUGUUUAUGUUGUUAUUAAUCCUAAUAAGUCAUCGUAAAUCGAGUAUUAGAAAGUAGAUGUCCACGCUGUGAAGCGGCCCUAAGCACACCCAGUCACGUUGGCGACACCGUCGCACGCGUUGAUCAGCUCGUUGAACGCUUGCUCCGGUCCGCAGAAGUUCACCCGCGGCCUAUCGUCCACGCACAGGAAGUACUUCUGGCAAUCGUUCGGCGCGCGGAAGAAUCGUACCGGCUGCACCAGACCCUGCGCCUGCGCUGGACACUUGAAGCCUAGGUACGCCUCCGCAUCACAGUCCUCCACCAGAUCGGGCCAAUCGCACUGAUACGUGGCCGAAUUGAAGGCUAGCCCGGUGGGGCAGUCAAGCACAUAGGCGGUACCACCGGCACAGUUUUUAAACUGUCCACAGUUGGCCCGAUCACCGACCUUGUAGUAGCCGAACUGAUGCGGACAGUCCUCCGUAGGGAUGGGGGGUUGCGUGCGCGUGCGGCUACCACAGUCGACGUCGAUCGGAUACUGGCAGGGGUAGGUGAAGAGCGAUACCUUGUCGUUGAACAGCAACCCGUCCGGGCAGAGCUGUCGCCGUGGCUCACCGUCCUGUUGUUACAGAGGGAAAGCGUUACUGUGAAGUUGCUAGGCCAAGACAUGAUCGUCGGAGUCGGAACCACACUUACCACACACUCGAUGUAUGCGUCACACUGGUCGGGGACGGGAUAGCGACCAUUUUUCUCCGGACACGAUUGACUCUGUGCUGUGAAGCGAUGCGAAAGAUAGUGAUAGUAAAGAUAAGACGUAUGAAGAUUACACAAAAA